Molecule: messenger RNA, 1898 nt
Organism: Brassica oleracea var. oleracea
Lineage: Eukaryota; Viridiplantae; Streptophyta; Magnoliopsida; Brassicales; Brassicaceae
Product: origin of replication complex subunit 5-like
Exons: 5
Coding region: 171-1757 (528 amino acids)
Biological process (GO): DNA replication; DNA replication initiation
Cellular component (GO): nucleus; nuclear origin of replication recognition complex
Molecular function (GO): DNA replication origin binding
Source: RefSeq, a predicted model, not a curated record
GGUGGGUUUCUCACUGUUUCUUCUUCUUCCCUCAAGUCGGGGAUAUUUUUCUGAUUUCUCUCAAAAAGAAACCCUAAAAGCCCCUCACCUUCUUCUUCGCGGCUCUUUCUCAAUUCGUCUACAGAGGACUCACCCACUAAUUGCUCGUGAUAAAACGGUAAAAAACACAUAUGACGAGAGAAGAGAGUUCGAAAGUCACUCGAAGAAGCACUAGAUUCUCAUCUUCUGUAACCAGUGACAACCCUGAACCCAAUCCCUCCCACCCACCAACCGUUGCUGACCUCACGUUCGGGGAAGAAUCCAUCACUUUGGAUUCCCUUCUCUCCAGUUUCCCAGGCAGACGCUCUCAGAUUCUCGACCUGAUUCGUCUCAUUGGCCCCUUGGACUCCCCUGCUCUUCCAGUAAUUCUCUACGGCCACGCUUCCACUGGCAAAACAAGUGUUGUUCUUCAGGUGUUCACGCAUCUCAACCGCCCUUUCGUCUAUUCAAGCUGCCGUACAUGUUGCACUCCCCGUCUCUUGUUCGAGUCGAUUCUGAAUCAGUUGCUGCUCCAUAGCAAGUGUUCUUCAAAUGGGUAUGCUAGUGCAAAACGAUGUGACAAGCCAUCUGACUUCGUCAACUUACUUAAAGAAGCGCUUAGUAGUGUGGUGGAGACUCUAAACUCUACUAAGCUGGAGAAAAAACUUAUGGGGAAGAUGGUGUACUUGAUAGUUGAUCAUGUGGAUCUUAUCAAAGAGUGGGACAAAGGGGCAAUGAUUCUGCAGUUUCUUUUCAGUUUGUCUUCAGUUCUGAAGAUGCCUCAACUUGGUAUAAUACUUAUCAGCGGAUUGCCACCGGAUGUGUAUUACUCAAACAUGGGGUACACAGACCCUCUACCUGUUUAUUUCCCUGAGUAUUCUGAAGAGGAGCUUCGUCAGAUCUUCUUGAAAAAUCAAGUUAACAAGAAAUUGUACUCCGCGUUUCUCGAUGUUGCAUUGAGACCUUUCUGUAGAGUCACAAGGAGAGUUGAAGAACUUUCCACUUCCUUGUCAUCAUUGUUCAGACAGUAUUGUGAACCACUUGAUGAUUUAUCGAUUUCGCCUAAUGAAGAUCUGAAGAGAAGGCUGUAUAGCAAUCUUAGACCGCAUAUUACUUCUUGUUUGAAUGAGGUAUUCAGGGUCUCAGGUCGCCCUCAUGAUGGUGACACCAGAGGCGAGAGAAGGCAGAAAGCCAGCUACAGUUCUGAGAAAGGUGAUGAACUUGAGAUCUUGGACUUCCAUAUGUCUACUUCAGCCAAGUACCUUCUCAUUGCGGCGUUCCUCGCUUCGAGAAACCCAGCAACGUUAGAUGCCUCGAUGUUUGACUCCACAGGAGGCAUGGAUAAUCGUAAAAGAAAGCGCAAGGCAUCUGAGAAAUCGAUGGAGAAGAAGGAAAUGGCAGAGCAGGAAGCAGUGAUGAAAGGGCCUGGAAGCUUUCCACUAGAGAGACUAUUGGCGAUAUUCCAGUGCAUUGCCUCUGUAGGAGACUCUUCAUUAGGCGAGGAGGAAGAUGAAGAAGGAGAAGAAGAAGCUACGGGUUACGACAAGGAGAGUAACAACAUGAUGUCUGAUAUUCUGCUUCAAGUGUCGAGUCUUUGUGAUGCAAACUUUAUGAUCAAAAGCGGAAGCUGCCCAUUAGAAGGUUCUAUUAGGUACCGUUCCAUGGUCUCUGAAGAUCUUUCUCUGAAGGUUGCGAGAAGCCUAAGCUUUCCACUGUCCAAGUACUUGUAUAGAAGAUAAUAUGCUGAAAAGACACUAUGUAGAGGCCGUGCGUCUCUAAGCUCUGAACCCGGCUUAGGCAAGAAUCGUCUUGAUUUUACGGUUUGGGAUUUUAUUCUAUAACACUUAAAUUUAUUAGAAUGUGGUCCAAACUUUUUUUUA